This is a messenger RNA of Amoebophrya sp. A25, 373 nucleotides long. The record is from the annotation of a GenBank genome assembly. NCBI's taxonomy places the organism in Eukaryota, Dinophyceae, Syndiniales, Amoebophryaceae.
GGGGAGGAAGGCAUGAGCACAGUAUCGCUGGCUUUUCGAACUCUAAGCAACUGGAAACAAGGAUACGUCCCCCUUCGUCUCAUCGAGGCUAAGCAUCCAGUCACAGGCGCUUUUUUUAUGUCCGAGGUAGUUAUUUAUUAAAAUCACCCCUUUAAGAAAGAAUAUGAAAGCCCAUAUUUCAUGAUGGGUCGUUACUGCGCUUCAGAAUGUCCAUGUAGGAUCUAUUUGUGUCAAUAGAAUCGUCCUGUGUCGAUCUGACGGAUGGCUAUCAUGCAUCAAUGCUUGUGAUUUUGUCUUCAUUUAUCUGGUGAGCAGCGCAGUUUUGAACGCCGUUUUGUUGCAGGAGCCUCCAAAUAGUGCAGGCGAAUUACCG